This is a messenger RNA of Aureobasidium uvarum, 342 nucleotides long. The record is from the annotation of a GenBank genome assembly. Lineage: Eukaryota; Fungi; Ascomycota; Dothideomycetes; Dothideales; Saccotheciaceae.
AUGUCGAUACAUGCACCAGAGAUUCUCCCAAUGGGGACAGACGAGAAGAAACUCUCACACACCGAAGAGGGUUACAUUGCCUCAGACAUUGAACAUGGCACUACACUUCCCGCAUACGACCAGGAUGGACCGCUCGAGUUCGAGGAGAAGAAGGAUCUCAAGCGUGGCCUCAAUCAGAGGACUAUUCAGAUGAUAGCUUUGGCCGGAACCAUAGGAACUGGUUUGUUCCUUUCUUCGGGCAAAGCCAUCUCGAGGGCUGGACCGCUGGGUGCCUUCCUCGGUUACACCUUCGUUGGCUUCCUGUGUUCAGGAGUUGUCAUGUCCAUCUCGGAGUUGAGGUAA